Penaeus vannamei (Pacific white shrimp) is the source of this 914-nucleotide messenger RNA. Its product is annotated as prolyl 4-hydroxylase subunit alpha-2. Gene Ontology annotation, cellular component: endoplasmic reticulum. NCBI's taxonomy places the organism in Eukaryota, Metazoa, Arthropoda, Malacostraca, Decapoda, Penaeidae. Gene Ontology annotation, biological process: peptidyl-proline hydroxylation to 4-hydroxy-L-proline. Gene Ontology annotation, molecular function: protein binding; L-ascorbic acid binding; procollagen-proline 4-dioxygenase activity. The record is from RefSeq and is a predicted model, not a curated record.
CAGAGAGGAGCGCAUCCGGACCGCUAAACUGAGACUGAACGUAGUGCGCUGUGUUAGAGAUGGCAGCCAUAAAAAGAACGGAGAUGGUGUUUCUCGUCUUAUUUUUCACCAUCGCGGGCGUGGCUUGCGACGGACACGCCCUCCACACGUCCUGGGCGCAGAUUGACCAGCUGUGGAAAGACGAAUCCGAGGCCAUAGCACGGAUACGAACGACAAUGCAUUCUCUUAGCAAAUUGAAUGAAGUUCUGAAAAGAUACGUCGCUUCAUGGGAGGACCUGACAGGAAGCAGCGACUCCGGGGCGAGAAGCGGAGACCCAGCGGCUGCCUUUGCUUUACUGCAUCACGUGUCAAGGGGGUGGAAGCACGUUGAUCAGGUGUUGCAGGAGACUAAGGGGGUUUUGGGUGAUAUUGAACACCUGGCUUCGCGUCCGGACAGAGAACUCCUUCCGAACACCGACGACCUGAUUGGCGCGUCCGAAUCCCUGGCGAGACUGGCGCAUGUUUACCGUCUCAAUACGACCGAAUUAGCGCGCGGGGGUCUCCAUACUACGGUAGAUCGAGAGAGAGAUUCGUCAUACCACACGCUUUCGAUGAGUGACUUGGCCCACAUAGGUCUGGUGGCGAUCAACAAGGGCUUCCUCGGCGUGGCGGUCGAGUUCCUGAGGGCGGCGAGGUCGAAGGCAGACGUCCACGCGCGUGUGGGUUUGGAGGGAGAGGGCUUCGGUCCGGAGUACACGCCGGAGAGGCUGGAGGAGUUGAUCAGCACGGCCGUCAGAGUGCAUGACCACGUGCUGGACAUGCGCGGGCCCGCUCCCUGACCCACGCCACGGCACCGCGCCCCUUCUCAAAGGCUCGUGCCCGCGGGAGUGCCACGCUGACGCCCGAGCUCUCAGAGGUGGUGGUGGGCACGGAGU